UGCUGAUGCGAGAGCUUUCGCUGUCUGAUCAACAUCGGUGGACUGACGGCCUCAUGAUGGAGCUUUUUGACACAAUUUAUCAACGAUUUCCUUCCAUUAUGGACUCCGAUGGAGGACGCCGUGGCAGAUGUCUUUUUUGAGAAAUGAAUAACGGAAGAAUUUGAGGAAGAAAGGACGAGUUUCGUCUCGUCGUUCGUCUGGCCUGGCUUGUUAGUGACACAGGUGGAUUGCAGCUGGAAAACGGCAUCGAAAUGAAGACUUAAUGUCGGACUAUCACAGACGUGACAGUUUCAGGAGUCACAUCUCAGUCAUUUUAACAUUGAACAUCCUGUUUGGUUAAAUAUAGUUGAGGCAGGAAUAGGCUUAGCUGUUUGGCGUGAUAGCUAGCUAAUAGGCUAAUUUCGCUAGCUUGUCAGUUAGCAGCUUCCCUGGCACGGAAGGAGUGGGAUGCUCGAAGGAGGUGCUAGCAUUAAAAUCAUUAGGAGGGUUUGACAGCCGGUGUUAUAUUUGGUAAACCGUCUCAUCAUGAGGGGAUUAACGUUAACAUUAAAGGCUCGGUAACCACUUAGUUUCAUCACAUCCUUUUUCGGCUCAAAGAAAAAUUAGCCUGCUAUGGAUAAGAUGAGAUAAUCGGCUAAGAAAGCUAAUGUUGACAAACACUCGUGACAUAACGCGUUAAUUUUUGCAGUUUUAAAUCGGCUCACGUGCAGAAAUGCUGCCAGCCGUUAAUGGCGUUUAAGUCCUGAGACUAUUUUCGGUCAUUUUUAAGCUUUCAGGUCGAGCUGAAGGAUGUUGACGGUGGGUGAACUGAAGCUGAAACAUUGGGCAACGACGGAGAGUGGACCUGCCAUGACAGAAACAGACAUAGUGAGUGAAAACACGUUUAAAUUUGUGGUUUAUUCAACAAGGCUACGACAUAAGUAUGAAUUUUAAAUCAAGGUAACGGUUAUGUCGAGUUAUGGAUGGCAGCCACUUUAGUUAAAACGACCAAAUGUGUUUAUUAACAAGUUUUGUUUCUUAAAACCACCACAGUAUGUUAACUUCUAAAAUUAUUUGGAGAAUUACAAAUAAUGCAGGCAUAUUUUGAAUAUUAGAGGUCGAAAAUGCGUCUACACAUUCGUUUCAAAACUUUAUCACGGACAUUCAGUGCCAUUUAGAAUCAUGGCAUUGAAAUCAAACAACUUUAUCUUGACAGCUGUGAGAUAAAACGUUCAUUGGUUUUCUCCAAUAAGUAGAAAAGCCCACUGAAAUGGAACCGACAGUUGUGUCUGGCCCUUUGGGGCAUGCACAGUGGGAAUCAGAACAGCCAUUUCCUCUUGGAUUUAACACGCUGGAUAACCCGGACAAUGGAGGUGUGCUCUGCUCAAACAAGAGUGGUCAGACAGGUUUGGAUUUCAGAAAUGGGGACCAGGGUCAAACAUCCCAACAAACUGAAGACGUACCGCCUCUAGAAUUGGACAAACUUAUAAAUAUUUCUUGUGGAGACUUUAAUUUUGAGGGAAAUAAGUCUGCUAUUUCCCAGGCUGCACUGCUUAACUCUCAAAUAGAUGGAUUUUCCUUUUCAGAAACAACUGAUGGACCAACAGAAACUUUGAAAUGGCUGUUUUCACCAAAACUCACUGAUGUAGUAGGGGAAAACUCUACCAGUGAGGAUCUAACACGGGAGGAUCCGAUCACUCCAUCAAAGACUUCUGACACAGAAACAGUGGAUUCAUUUUUGUUGGUAGAUCUCUUCUCUAAUGAACUCUCAUGUCUCCCUUCAGAGUCUUCAGGUGAGUCGAACCCACAGGGUGUCAGUGAGGAGCUGGUAGACUUGUCACCAGAGGAGCAGGCAGGCCCCCCUCCCUCACAGUGCUGGGAGACUUUGUCACCUGAAACUGGAGACAAAGGUUUAUGCCCCGAUCAAGUAACCUGUAGCACUGCUCUGCAAGGUUCACCAGAAAGCUGCCUACCGCAUAACCACAUCAGCACGCCACUGGAGUCUUUACAGGGAUCUGUGCCUUUGUUGGAUUUAGAGGUGCCAGACUGUGAAAGCAGUCUGAGUUUGUGUCCUGUCAGUCCUCUCUCUGUUAUCUGCACAGGUGAGCCUUUAAAUUUAUUGACAGAGAAGACCCAAGUUGAAUAUGAAGGAGCUACUGAAAUAAGAGAUCUGACGACAGAACAACAAGCAGAGAAUGACUCAUUUGCUUUAGGUUUGUCAGCUGAAGGUUCAUCACUGACGGUGCCUCAGGCUGAAGAUGCCUGCACAAAGGGUGAUUUCACCAGUGAGAGUUUGCCUGUGGAAAAUGGGUCUAAGGAUUUGAUGGAAGAUAAGAUUUACACUCAGGGGAAUGAGGUGAUGGCUUUGGAUCCGUGCUUGACUGCUGAUGAGGUUAACAUUGAGGAAAGUUCAGACUUGAAACCACAGGAGGUUCUACAGAAUGGAAGUGUUCCCGAUCCAACUCCAGAACAGAGGGAAGAGGAGCCGUUGACGGACACUAACCAGCUGGAAGGAUCAGACGGUCAUGAUGUGGCCUCUUUUGGUUUUUCAGUUCAGGACAUGCACUCCACUCAGGAGGUGGGAUGGACUAGUGAGCAAACGGUGGAGACGAUUUCCCUCUCUAACAUGGUGGGAGAUGACUCACUGCCAGUGGUCUCAGCUGUGAACUCGAGGGAGGAAGAUGUCUCCCCACUAAAAGCUGUUUUUGACGCUUUGGACCAAGAUGGAGAUGGCUUUGUUCGAAUUGAGGAGUUUAUGGAGUUUGCUGCUGCCUAUGGGGCCGAUCAGGUGAAAGAUUUGACCAAGUUUUUGGAUCCCAGUGGACUUGGAGUGAUCAGCUUUGAGGACUUCCACAGAGGAAUCUCUGCAAUUAGCAAUGGAGGUCCAGAGCCUCAGCUCUACAAUGUAAACUACAGUCCAGGGGAUGGAGCUGUGGGAUGUCCCGAGGAGUACGACGAGCAAAAUGAGGUGACGGACAGUGCAUACCUGGGCUCUGAGAGCACUUACAGUGAGUGUGAGACCUUCACAGAUGAAGACACAGGGGCCCUGGUACCCCCCGAGAUGCACGAGGAUGUGGAGACAGACAGCGGCAUCGAGGCCACACUGCACGACCCUGAAGACGCUGGAAAUAGGUUUUCCCUAAACUCAGAGCUCCACAACCACUCGCUGGUGACUGUCAUCAGUGGAGAGGAAGAGCACUUUGAGGACUUUGGGGAGAGCAACACAUCAGAGUUACUACUGGAGAGCAGUGUGGAGGGGACAGAGGGGGAGGCCAACUCUACACUGGAGCAGCCAGCCGAGAAGGUCAAUGGCUCACUGCUCUCUCCAAGUGCACCUGCUCCUCUCCCUGACUGCUUUCAGAGCUUCCUCAGGGAGGAGGCGCUCGACUUUUUCUGUAGCCAGUGUCACAAACAAAUAAGUCGUCUCGAGGACCUCUCCACCCGCCUCAAUUUCCUAGAGAUGACUAGUGCCGGCAAGAGGCUCUCCAGCAAGAAAGUAGCAAGGCAUCUCCUUCAGAACAGCUCCAUGACUCUGGAGACAAUGAGUGACUUGACGCGGGACAUCCUGGAGCUCGCUGACAAUGACAUCACUGAUAAGGUUCUCCUCCUUGAGCGUCGAGUGGCUGAGCUGGAAAAAGAGUCAGAGGCAUCAGGGGAGCAGCAUGCACGGCUGCGUCAGGAGAACCUUCAGCUAGUGCAUCGGGCCAACGCUUUGGAGGAACAGCUGAAGGAGCAGGAGCUCCACGCUGACGAGCAACUACAGCAGGAGACCCGGCGUCACAAAGAGGCUCUAGUUAAACUGGAGAGAGAGAGGGGACUAGAGCUGGAAAACCUGCAAGCCAGGGUGCAGCAGCUGGAUGAGGAGAAUAGUGAGUUGAGGUCAUGUGUCCCCUGUUUACGAGCAAACAUCGAGAGACUAGAAGAGGAGAAGAGAAAGCUCCAGGAUGAGACAGAAUCUAUGUCUGACAGGCUACAGGAUGAAAUUGAGUCUCGCAGGAAAAUGGGCGACAAGCUGAGCCAUGAGCGCCACCAGAGCCAGAAGGAGAAGGAGAGCACACAGGAGCUCAUUGAAGACUUGCGUAAACAGCUGGAGCACCUACAGCUGUACAAGUUAGAAGCUGAAGCAAAAAGAGGGCGCACACCUGGAGCAGGGCUGCAGGAAUAUCAGACCCGCACACGUGAGGCAGAGCUGGAGCAGGAGAUCAAACGACUCAAACAGGACAACCGCAGUUUAAAGGAGCAGAACGAUGAGCUGAAUGGCCAGAUUAUCAACCUGAGCAUCCAGGGUGCAAAGAACUUGAUGUCGGCCUCCUUCUCCGACUCCCUGGCAGCUGAGAUCAACUCUGUGUCUCGUGCAGAGCUGAUGGAGGCUAUUCACAAACAAGAGGAGAUCAACUACAGACUCCAGGACUACAUCGACAAAAUCAUUGUGGCCAUCAUGGAGUCAAACCCCUCCAUCCUAGAGGUUAAAUAGACGGCAUGCAGCCAGAUGAUCUACGCACACAGAGACUCCUCGGGCUGUUGAAUAUAUUGGAGACUUGAAAACUACCAAAUGAAGAUGUAAAUUAUCACUUUGGAAAAAAGCAACAUUUCCCCCUUAAAAAGAAGGAUUUAAGAUUUCUAAGAAGCUGGUUGCUCUUGGUGUAUUUUUUUGUUAGAUAUCCUGUGAGUCUGUGUUUGUCUCUGUACACUCGGGUUCCGGUGAUUUCCAUGUAUGUGGCUAGAGGGACCUGAGUCUCCUGUGCUGAGUGAGUGAGCGUGUAAAUGUGCACAAGAAGUCAGUAUCAUAAAGACCCCCUCCCCCCGAAAAGUGAUGAAGCUAAAAAUUAUCAGACAGUACCGAAAGGCCUUAAAAAGGUGAUCAAAGUAUUCAUUAUCAAUAUCAUACACCACAUGCCUCAGAGUGGGAUGGGGAGCUGUGAUCUCCUAAGCUGUGCUGAGUCAUGAGGAAGCCGUAUGACGCUUUGGUCAGGGGAUCACAGCUGAAGUUUCUCUCUUGAAUUCCUCUUAAAGCUUGCUGUGUCCUUUUAACUGUGUCCACUGUCUUUCCAGUGAACCCAAGUGAGGGACAUUUCUGGGGGUCAAGGAUGAGAAAUGCCCGAAGGGUUUAUUUUUUGUGUGCGUUUGUGUGUGGUGUGUAUUUUUGUUGCUUUGUUAUAUGAAGGCUUUCAUAAAGCAUCAGUAACAGAAGAUGAAGUAUGCAGAAGCUCAAAGCAGACAUACAUUGAUACAUUUGAUUAGUGACGUGCAGUUGUUAGCUUAAGAAAACAACACAUUUUUUUUAUAUGAUGGUGAUUUCCUAUAAUUCCUCAAAACCUAAAGAAAACAACUAACAUUAACUCUGUCACAAGAAGAAACAAAAAGAAAAGAUAACAAAAAAGCUGUCAAGAUCUGAGGAAAUUAGGCCAAAUUUAGCUGUUAGCCUGAGAAAAGGAAGAAUUAUUCAAUGUAUGGAUGCAUGUCUUCAUGAGGCUUCUUUAUUAAUGUAAUCUUUAACAUCAAAAACGAAGAACUUUGUCAUUUAUACUUUGCCUCAUCAUGUUAUCAUUACCUUUUUUGCAAUGAAACAGGGUCCUGGAGCUCAGCUGGGCUGGAAACCUCCAAUGACAAAAAAGUACUACAUUUCCCAUCAUUCCCUAGCACAGAUGUUCGGUAAGUCAAGCAUAUCACACCAUAUAGCCAGUUCAUACUCACAUGUCACUUUAAAAAUUCUCCAAACACUUGAAGUAUGCAUGAAGAGAAACUGAGGGAUUCUGGGAAAUGUAGUACAUUGCAUGUUUAAGUACAGCCCACCUGAUUCCAGUGUUCUUCUGCUGAGUGAUAGAGGGCAAGCUUAUCCAGGUAACCAUUUAUUGUUUCUGCACAAUGAUUUAUUGUUGUGAAACUGAAUUGUGGGUAAUCAAAUUGUUGUACUUUUGCACUACGUUUUGUUUUGAUUUAAUUUUUUAUUGUGAAGGGAUCAAAUUGUAAGCGAAGAUGCCUGCUUAAAGAUAAUAGUAUGCAGGAUUUUCUGACAUUCUCCUCAUCUUAAUGAAGACAAAUACACUAAUUUGAUGCCAUGAUUGAUUGGAAAUGUUAAGAAAAACAUGUAGCCGUCUCUGAAGACUUUUCCAUUUGCAGGCGGUAUUUUUCCAGCCAUCGGGAGUUGAUUUGUGCUGUUUUACUGACUGUUGAUACUUUUAAAAUGUAAUGCUGACACGGAGGGAGAUGUGGCGGACUUGGUAGCAAUAACGCUGAGUGAGAAAAUAGACAUUGGUGGAGGGCAGACAAAGCAAACCUGCUCCUUAUUCUGCUUUUUCAAAGACUGAAUUUGACUGUUGCCAUGCUUAUCGGUACCUUGCAGCCAUCUCACAAUACUUGGGACACUAAAAAACUGGACUUAAGUGGAUUUACUCGCUGCCAGAAAUCCUGAUGGAGGAGGUUGUUUUUGUCCAAACCGCAUGGCACCAGUAUGCUAAGAAGAAUCUCCUAUUUUUCACCCUCUUCACAUCAAAUCUCACCGCUCCUCCUCUUCACCUGCCACUCCACGGGAAAAAAAUGGCCUUGGAUGUAAAUGACUUGUACAUGUAAAGUUUUUCUACACUCAUUCUAGAUUCUAGGUAUUUUUAUAGUAUGAAGAAAGGAACAUUUCUUCUUGUUGUCUUACGCUGAGGGACAGCUGCCUGUAUUCUUCUCUAGCAUGUAGCGUGUACAGUAUCUGUUGGGGUUCUUUUGUUUUUUGUGUUCAUGCAGAUAUAUUUAUUCAUCAUUUGACACAAACAACUCACAAUCUGUGAUCUGUUCUACUGAGAAUGUAAUCAGGAGAGGAAGCUGGAUUGAUGGGACUGAAAGAUGUGUUGUAUUAUGUUGUAGGGAGUCAAAAUGCCCACACAGUUUGGUCGAGGUCGCCACACUCUUCCGUGAUGAUGACCUCUUCAGGGUUCUGUAAAGAUAGAUGAGAGUGCAGAUUGUCUUCCUAGAUGGAGUCAGGUACUGCAUGAAAACACAUUUUUAUUUCUGUGUAUCUCUCAUUAAGACUUGUGUUCGACUGACAAAUCAUUAGAUAUAAUUUCCACCAGUGAAGACGUAGGUUUCAAAAACACGUGACACUUAAAACCUCACAAACCUGGCUCACUGAGUUCAGUGUCCUGCCUUUAAGUGAAGGUUUGCCCCAACAGAUUUUAUUCUUUGUAGAGAUGAAUCAUUUUUGCAUUACAAAGAUUAACUGACACUUGAACACAGCAGGCUGUACUACACUUACUUCUCCUGCAUUUUAUUCAAGUGUCUGCUUUUGACAGCUGAUGGUUCAGGGACAGGCAACACAAUAACUGGACAGUGAGACCACAGAGCUGACUAAACAUUCCCGCAUUAGCACUUUAACCAAAUUUAUCCUGCUUUCAAAACGACCAAAGACGGAUGCUUCAACUGGAAACUGAUCAUUUUAUCUAUCAGGGUCUGUUGUCAUGCUCCGGGGAUGAUUUCCCUCUCGCUAAAGAAUCAUAAAUCAACAGCCCUUAAAGGAAAUGAAAACAGGCCUGCUAGUCUAAACACUGUGCCUCUGUGUCUCUAACUUUGCCUCUAAACUCACCUGAUGAUGAGCCCUGGGAAAACGCACUGACCACGUGACUGUCAGUUUGUUAAAUUAUAAUGAUGAAACCUAAACUGUAAAUAUCAAUUGUCAUUUUUUUGUGAUUUCUUUUUCUCUCUCACACUCACUUCCAGUGUCCAAAGAAAGUCUGCUCAAGGCACAAACAUCACUACUGCAGUAGUGCAUGGCUUGCCAUUAUGUGACAUGGGAAGAUUAAAAAGAGAAUAUUGUAGAAAAGAGAAUCUUAAAAUUUAUUCCUAUUUUCAAAGAUAAAUGUAUAAAUUAUAACAGUAUUGGUUACAGCUGUAUAUUAUUUUUGAAGAUCCCCAAGAUCUAAUCCUAAUUGUUACUGGGGGAAAUAUAAUUUCAGUCAUUGUAAAAAGAGAAAAUUUAAAGGUAAGCAGUGAAAGUAAGAAUAGAAAAAUAAA
Messenger RNA from Cheilinus undulatus (humphead wrasse), 7974 nucleotides. It is a transcript of the gene rab11fip3, whose product is annotated as RAB11 family interacting protein 3 (class II). The transcript has 14 exons. The coding region runs from base 1250 to 4453 and encodes 1067 amino acids. Gene Ontology annotation, molecular function: calcium ion binding. Gene Ontology annotation, biological process: regulation of cytokinesis; endocytic recycling. The record is from RefSeq and is a predicted model, not a curated record. Gene Ontology annotation, cellular component: cleavage furrow; midbody; endocytic vesicle. NCBI's taxonomy places the organism in Eukaryota, Metazoa, Chordata, Actinopteri, Labriformes, Labridae.